AUGACGAUAGCUCCAGUGCUCAUCGCCGCCGAGCCUGCGGCACGCCCGGACGACGGCAAGGACCUGCAGAACUGGUCAUCGCUCAUCGGCAUCAUCACCGCCAUCGUCGGCAACGUCCUCAUCGCCCUCGCCCUCAACGUUCAGCGUUACGCCCACCUCCGACUCCACCGAGAGCGCAUUCGGGUCCGGCGACGAGCGAAAGAAGCCCUGAAACAUGCGCCGGGCGGAGGCCAGACGGGGCCCUACGGCUCUGUUGGCGGCGGAGAAGCAGGAGACACAAACGAGAGCGGUGACAGCGCGAACCACCACGCAGACCACGAUGGUGGCGAGUCUGAGCCCCUGACGAGAUCCUUCCGUUCCGAGGAGUCCGCUGGUUCCGACUACUCUGGCGACGACGAUAAAGCCCCCUCCACAUACCUCCAGUCGCCCUACUGGUGGGCUGGCCAGAUCCUGAUCACCCUCGGCGAGCUGGGCAACUUUUUGGCCUAUGGCUUCGCGCCCGCCUCGAUCGUGUCGCCUCUGGGGGUCGUCGCGCUGAUAUCCAACUGUGUUAUUGCGCCGAUCGUGUUCAAGGAGAAGUUCAGGCAGCGCGACUUCUGGGGCGUCAUUAUCGCCGUGGCCGGAGUUGUCGUUGUGGUUCUGAGCGCCAAGCAGGAGGAGACGAAGCUCGACCCCGACGAUGUGUGGGACGCGAUCACGACUUUGGCGUUCGAGAUAUACCUUGCGGUGACGAUAUCAUUAAUAGUCAUCCUCAUGUGGGCGAGCCCGAGGUAUGGUCACCGGACCAUUUUGAUCGACUUGGGUCUUGUGGGACUCUUUGGUGGCUUCACGGCUCUGUCUACCAAGGGCGUGUCCUCGAUAUUGUCAACGACCCUCCUGGGCGCAUUCAAAACCCCGGUUGCAUGGGCGCUGCUCUUUAUCCUCCUUUUCACCGCAGUCAUGCAGGUGCGCUACGUCAACAAGGCGCUGCAGAGAUUCAGCUCAACGCAGGUCAUUCCCAUCCAGUUCGUCUUGUUCACGCUCUGCGUCAUCAUUGGCAGUGCCGUCUUGUAUCGCGACUUCGAGAGGACAUCUGCCGAACAGGCAGGCAAGUUUAUUGGAGGUUGCCUGCUCACCUUUUUUGGCGUCUUCCUCAUUACUAGCGGUCGAGUCGAGGAGGAUAUUGAGGACGGCAUGUCCGACGUCGACGGCGUGGAGGAGACCAUCGGCUUGGCCGAGCAAGACGGUUAUAGCCCAACGCAGCCGCUGGCGCCUUCAUCCACAUCUAUCCCAUCCCCAAGAUCGCGCCGCUCCUCUCGGGCUUCCAACGGAGGGCAUCCAACCAACGGGUCGAAGCAGUUCAGUAUGCAGCACGACUUGGGAAUCCCCACACUUCGUAUCCCCACGACUGCGUCGACGGGCAACCUUCCUAACGCGGAUGUGGAACCUCUGUUAGCCAACCCUUGGAGCAACUCCGCGGACGAGGUCCUUCCCCCGCCUGGAACGAGGACGAUAUCCGACGACUCCAUUAACACGUUCCCCGGUCUCGGCUUCUCGCCAUCAGAGCCGGUAACACCGUACUAUGACGGUCAAUUACAACCCAAGUAUCCUACAGAUAACAGACCGGUCACACCGCGCACAGCACUGCCAACCCGACCUCACAGCCACCAAUACCCAAGCCCUCUCUUCUCCCCGUCUCCCCUUUCGUCCACUGUCAGCGCUGUUGUCAAGGACACUCUUCUUAGGAGCGCAGAAAGUCCGCUGCUGCGUAGGCCCUCGGUGCGGAGGUUACGCUCGAGCAUCCGGGCCAGCCUCUUCGUGCCCGAGAACAGCGAGGGCGCGGAUAGCGACGCCGAGAGACAGGAUCUGAUGAGCCGAGGGAAUGACUACGGAGACGGAGGCGUGGCCGAGCGCAGCCGGACCGCGGGCGAGGGCGCUUCUAGAGAACCCCAGACGGGCAGACCGCGGAGCCUGAGCGAUACGCUAGGAGGGUUCUUUAGGUCGAAGAGAAACAGGCGGGAUGCCAAUACAGACCCCGAGGAGGACGUAUAA
Colletotrichum spaethianum is the source of this 2031-nucleotide messenger RNA. Its product is annotated as putative magnesium transporter NIPA8. Gene Ontology annotation, molecular function: magnesium ion transmembrane transporter activity. The record is from RefSeq and is a predicted model, not a curated record. The transcript is spliced from 2 exons. Gene Ontology annotation, biological process: magnesium ion transport. The coding region runs from base 1 to 2031 and encodes 676 amino acids. Lineage: Eukaryota; Fungi; Ascomycota; Sordariomycetes; Glomerellales; Glomerellaceae. Gene Ontology annotation, cellular component: membrane.